AUGGAGCCAAGAACGCCGUCGCAAUCUCCAAGGCAGAGCAGCUACGUCGUUGACAUCGAAAAGGCAGACGACGCCUUCGGAGAAGCAAACCGCCAAACAUCAUCAUCAGCCCAUACAACCCCCUUCACCUCACCCAGAGCCCCAUUCGUUUCUCCAGGGUCCGCUGCUGCCGGUCCCCUAAUCGGCCUCAAAAACCUCAUCGAACGUAACCCUGCCACCGUCGUCAGUGGACGCUACUCCAUCAACCUGCGCCAGCUGUUUGUCCUGCUCCUGAUUCUUAUGGGCCUGACAACAAUGUGGUUCAUCGUCAACCCAGCAGAGAGUUUCGGAGGAGAAGGAGAACCUGAAUCGCUCGUUCAGAGCGCUGUUGGAGUCUCUGAUCAGAGCCGUGUUGCGCGCGACCCCCAUCACCCUCAUGCCAAACCCCACGUUCCUAGCCCUAUUGUUCUCGAGGCCUCUCACGGAUUGACUGGCUCUGCCAAGUACAGGUUCGAGCGAAUCCGCGGCAAGGGCGCCAGGACAAGCUUGAAAAAGAUCCAGUUCCAGUUCCCUGCAGAGACAGAGAAGGCUCGAUUGGAGCGUGAAGCUCGCUUGAAGGCGGUCAGGGAUGGAUUCGAGCACGCCUGGAAGGGAUACAAGACACACGCCUGGGGACACGAUGAGGUUCUCCCUGUCAGCGGAGGAUUCAAGGACAACUUCAACGGCUGGGGCGCAACAAUGAUCGACAGUUUGGACACCCUUGUCAUCAUGGGGUUCAACGACGAGUUCGACGAGGCGCUGGAAUGGGUCAAGACAAAGUUCAGUAUGACCAGGAACCCUACCGACCAGGUCCAAUUCUUCGAGACCAUCAUCCGCUACCUGGGAGGAUUCCUCAGUACCUACGACUUGACCGGAGAGAAGGUUCUGCUGGACAAGGCAGAGGAGCUCGGAGGCUAUAUGCUGAAUGCCUUCCAGGGAAAGAACUUUCCCAAUGGCCGCGUGGCUGUCCAGGCUACUGCCAACAUGCCUGGCUACAACUUUGUCGUUGCCGAAAUUGGAACUAUCCAGCUCGAGUUCUCUCGGCUGUCGCAACUUUCUGGAAAGCCCAUUUACGAUGAGAAGGCCCGAAAAAUCUUCGAAGUUUUGGGAUCGGCCACCUCGGAGCUGCCUGGACUCGUCCCUGCCUAUGUACAAGAUGCCGAAGGUCGCCACUACUCCAACUUCAAGGCUGCCGUCGGUGGCAUGGUUGACAGUUACUACGAGUACCUUCUCAAGGAAUGGAUCCUGCUGGAUGGAAAGGUUCCCAAGUUCAGAGAGAUGUUCGAGCAUGCUGCUGACUCUAUCAAGAAAUACAUGGUGAUGCGGCCAGAAAACGGGUCCCAGGAGUAUGCGAUUUUGGGCCAGGUCUACUCUGUUAACAAGAAGAUCGAACCUGACAUGGAGCAUCUUGCUUGUUUUAUGUCUGGUUCGUUUGCUAUGGGCGCUAAAUACUUUGAUCGCCCUGACGACCUUGUUCUGGCUAGACAGAUUGCUCAAGGAUGCUACCUCGGAUACCGUCACUCUGGAACAGGAUUGGGACCCGAAGCCACUCAGUUCACCAGCUCGACGUAUCCUGGCAAGUUUAUUCCCGACGCUGACAAGUUUUUCAACCCCCUCCUCAGUCGUAAGGAUUACAUUCUCAGACCAGAAACGAUUGAGAGUCUGUGGAUUUUGUACCGUCUCACUGGUGAGAAAAAGUACCAGGAUCAAGCAUGGGAAAUCUUCCAGUCACUUGAGAAGAGUUGCCGUACCCCUAUUGCCUACUCUGGACUUCGGGACGUUACCAGUCCCGGCUCGCAUGAUAAUAGGAUGGAGAGUUUCUUUAUGGCAGAGACGAUGAAGUACUUGUACCUGAUGUUUUCGACUCCCGAUGUGAUCUCGCUGGACGACUUUGUCCUCAACACCGAGGCACAUCCCAUUAUCAGAAUUUAG
Linnemannia hyalina is the source of this 1950-nucleotide messenger RNA. The record is from the annotation of a GenBank genome assembly. NCBI's taxonomy places the organism in Eukaryota, Fungi, Mortierellomycota, Mortierellomycetes, Mortierellales, Mortierellaceae.